AUGUUCAUAGAUCUUAAAAGAAAUAAAGAUUGUAUUAAACAUCAUGCUUUAAAAAUACAUUCUAUUUUCUCUCAUAAUGCUGCCUGUAAGCAUGUUUUUAGCAUACUAGAAUGGUAUUUUGGAAAAAGGCAAACUAGAUUAAGUGUUGAACAUCUAGAGAUUAUGGCACAGAUGCAUUCAUAUUUAGUUGAGAAUGCCAAAUUAAAACUUAAUUAUAUCGAUCUAAAUAUUUGCCAAAAGAAUUUCUUAUCAGUAUUCAACAAAAUUGCAAUAUUUAUAAAAGACAAUACUGAUUUAUUUAGUAAAAAAGAUUCAUUUUCUUUUUUAGAAGAACUUAUAAUAAAAGAAGAUACAGAAGAGUUUUCAGAAGAAUCAGAUAACUUAGUUAAAGAAAAUUCAACAAGUUUAGAAGUCAAAAAUCUCAUGACUUUAUCAUCCAAAUUAGAGCUUGAUAAGUCUUCAA
Messenger RNA from Cetraspora pellucida, 463 nucleotides. Lineage: Eukaryota; Fungi; Glomeromycota; Glomeromycetes; Diversisporales; Gigasporaceae. The record is from the annotation of a GenBank genome assembly.